This is a messenger RNA of Osmerus eperlanus (European smelt), 4149 nucleotides long. RefSeq names its product adhesion G protein-coupled receptor F3a (gene adgrf3a). NCBI's taxonomy places the organism in Eukaryota, Metazoa, Chordata, Actinopteri, Osmeriformes, Osmeridae. The record is from RefSeq and is a predicted model, not a curated record. The transcript has 7 exons. Gene Ontology annotation, molecular function: G protein-coupled receptor activity. Gene Ontology annotation, cellular component: membrane. Gene Ontology annotation, biological process: adenylate cyclase-activating G protein-coupled receptor signaling pathway; cell surface receptor signaling pathway. The coding region runs from base 1518 to 3647 and encodes 709 amino acids.
GGGCCGGAGUGGGACCCAUUUUCAGCCCGGGAAUGUAAUGGUCAAAACCAGCCCAUCCCCACCAGGGGCCGAGCCAUACGUUGAACAUUCGGUUUUAACCCGAACCUAGGACCUACAGGUUUUGAUGUGAGGUGAAAUCGGAACUUCACAUUAAUGCGAACGCGCAUAGCGCGCAAGCGAGAUUUUUUGCAUUAAUUUCAGUGCAAAAUGGUUUCUUGAGAUUUAUGUAAUAUAAACGUUACGUUGGACUCAUAUUGUCAGAGCUAUAUUUUCAGGAAAUUACAACCCAAAUUUUUACCUGAAAGAUUCUGUGCUUUUGAGAAAACAUAUUUUUCCCACCCUUGCAGGAACAUAGUUUUAUGAAGUGACAGAUCUUUCAUUUUUUACCUGGCUUUUUCAGUUCCUCCUGGCAUCUUUUCCCCAUCCAUUUUAUUCUUUUCGCAUCAGCUUAAUCUGGCUAAUUCCCUCCACAACAAUAAGAAAGACAGCAUGCGCGACAACUGAAAAUGGCACUUUUUAAUGCACGGUCUGAUCAUGCGCUUAUUUAGAUUAAAACCUAGUGUAGCCUAUUAGCUUACUUAUCAGUCACACAGUAACUUAAAAAACUCGUUUAAUUCGGUGUGUGAAAAAACAAAGAGAAAGCAGGCGAUCUGCUGGCCCAAUUUAUGAGCGGGCAGAGCGGCCCACCGGGAAUUCUCCCCUUUUCUCCCGAUGGCCACUCCGGGCCUGAAUACUAUUAAUAAAUGAGCAAUAUUUUUGGGGGUGCUAUCGGGGUGCUUUGGUCUUUCUUGGGGGUGCUGAAGCACCUGCUAGCCCCUCCCUAGCGCCGCCCAUGCUAGGUUAUGUUUUGUUUUAUCUCCUGUCUUUUAUACUCAUGUCUUUUUUCUACUAAGAUAAAGCAACCAGUGACAAUCUCAAGCCUUUGUCCAUUCCAUGGACAAAAUAUACUGAGUUUGAAAUCUGGUCUUUAUGAUCUAUGAAACACGAAUAAACAUGAAAGAAGAUCAUAUUAAUAUGCCCUUUUCCAUCCUGUUUCAAGAUGCAUAACAGUAUUAAUAUUGUCUUUCACAGGAAUGGUAGAAAUGACUGCACCAACUGGCCCGGUGAAUUUUAAAUCAAAACAGUCCCUGUUCUGCUCAACUAAAGAAGACAUGAUUCUAUAUAAUUGGCAAUUGAAAAACAUUGUACAUACUGAAAGGAUUUUUAAUGUAACUAAUGGUUUUGAGUCUACCAUAGAUAAUUCUUCUCAGAAGACCACACUUAAUCUUACACUGGUAUCAGGGGUGUGGUCAGGUAUGUGUCAAAUGUUUUGAGUUCAAUGAUGAUGACUUAUCAUGACACAUUUACUGUUUUAAGUCAUUCAUUCCUGAAGCCUGUUUUACUCACCAUCACAGUACUUCCUCCACUUUUGAUCUUCCACAGGGCUUUUUUCAUGCCUCUUCCGUACAAGUUCAUUAAACUUGACUAUAAUACAUAAAGCCAGUGCUGUACUGGAUGUAGCCCUCCUGCCACAGGUUAUGAUAAGUAGCAAUCCCCAAUUCCCACAAUGUACUGAUGGAUCAGGCUAUAAAGACAUACAGGUUUUGUGUGAAAUAAAAAAUUCCACUGAAACCUAUAACAUUUCUUGGAAAUGUGAUCUAAAGUAUUCCGAUCCUGGCAAACCAAGUGCAUCCCCCUAUGGUUCAAUCAUUUAUACAUUGAAUACGAAGGUCGACUGUAGCAACACUAGCCACACACCACGCUGUGAAUGCACAUUUACUAACAGGCUAAAUGAAAGUAAAAAAACUGAAGUCGAGAUAUAUGUCAUAUACAUGGACGAUCCCUUCUGCAAAGAGGAAAAUAUAUGGCCAGUGGCCAAGUCGGGGCAUGUUGCCACGAUGAAAUGUAAAAAUGGUGUAGGGGAAAGAAGCAGGAGUUGUAACAAUUCGAUUUGGGGGCUCGAAUCUUCCACUUGUGUUAAUGUGGAUCUUCACGAUAUUCUCUUGGAUGCACAAAAUCUACGGCGCGGACUUGGAACAGUAGAGCAAAAUACCCCCGACAUAUUUAAUCGUUUAAAGCAUUCCACAAAUAAUACAGAGGCAAUCAACUCAUUUGCUAAUGUUAAUGCUUCUGUUAUUAUUCUACAAACCAUGCAAAAUUUAACUACUGAUAAACUGAACCAGCUUGUUUUAAAUGACUUAAUAGAAUCUUCCAGCAAUCUUUUGGAUAUAUCUCUUAAUAAGUCUUGGAUUUCAAAGGAAGGAAAUAAAAACGACCCAAAUCUUGCUUCAUUAUAUUUGGAAUCUGUGGAAGGAUUGAUUACCAAGACGGACAUAAAAAUGAACUCUGGUCGAAUUAGCAAACCAAACAUUGAAUUGGUUUCCUGUAUGCAGAACUGCAAUGGUACUGUGUCCUUGUUCAAUGUGAAUGUAUCUUUAGACGGUGGGAAGGGUCAAACUAAAACUGUGGUGUUUAAAUUUCUGAACGAGGUUUUACUACCCCAAAAAAACGAUUCAAGCCCAAAUUCCCUUGUGGUAUCUGCAAUUGUUCAAGACAACGUUAAAACAAUCUCAAUAGACUUUGACUUGCGAGAUGACAGACAGCCUAAUGUUAAAAUGUAUUGUGUGUUUUGGGAUUUUAAGGCAGACACAUGGUCCACUGAGAACUGCACAUGGGGAGGUUCUGACAAUGAGCGACACUGUGAAUGCACCCAUCUAUCAUCCUUUACCAUUCUUAUGGCAAAGAAACCAAUAACUUUGGAUUAUAUGGAUGAGAUAACCUAUGUGAGCUUGGGGGUGUCAAUCGCUUCUCUGGUUUUAUGCCUGGGAAUAGAAAUUCUGGUAUGGCACUCAGUUGUGAAAUCAAGCAUUGCCUUUUUUCGUCACACGACCCAUGUUAACAUAUGUUUGUGCUUGCUUAUAGCACAUAUCACCUUUUUAGCUUCAGCUUUCCCAGACAAUAUAAGUGACAGUUGGUGUCAAAUUUGUGUGGUGCUUAAACAUUUCUAUUACUUGGCCAUGUUUUUCUGGAUGUUAUGCCUGAGUAUUAUUCUUCUUCAUCAGAUUACAUUUACGUUCCACAAACUUAGCAAGAACGUUUUCCUGGGAUCAUCUUUUUUUUUGGGCUAUUUUUGUCCCCUGGUGAUCGUUGCAUUUACAAUGAUCAGCUAUAACAAUGGACAGGAAAACAUCUACUAUAGUUCUAAGACAUGUUGGUUAUUAUAUAAAGGACUUUUUAAAGGGUCAAUGUAUGCAUUUGUUCUACCCGUUGGAACGAUUGUGAUCAUCAAUGUGUUCUGCAUGUUGGUGGUUGUCAUGAAACUCUUAAAUCCCGCAAUGGCUGAACACAGCAACAGGGAUGAAAAACAGGUUUCCAAAGGUAUCCUGAAGGCAGUUAUUCUUUUAACCCCAAUCUUGGGAACAACCUGGUUUUUGGGAUUUUUUGUUUUAACAAUUGACCUCACUAAAGGACCCCUCGCCUACUUUGUCAAUUAUGCCUUCACUUUGCUCAACGGAUUCCAGGUAAUAACUCAUACAGUGUUACAACUUGAAUAUUCUUUAAUGUAUAUGAUGUAUGCCCAAUGUGCAAAUCUUCUUGUUGCAUCACUAACACUUUUUGUUGAUAUUACAGGGAUUCUUCAUUUUGCUUGCCACAUAUGCAGCAGAUAAAGCGAUUCGAGAGGCACUGCUGAAACGUUUGGGGUGGAGUCAGCGUUCACAGUCCACCACAAGUGCAAGCUCUUCCAAACUAUCAUCAAUGAAGAGUCACUGAUGUGUUUGCUGGGCUGGCAUGUCUAGUUUUUUCUUGAACAAUGUUCUAUGAUAUACUGUUUAUAACAAUAUUGGGGGUUUUAUGUUUAGCAUUAUAUACUUGUGUGUUUUUGAUCUAGAUAAAAAGAUUGGGGGGGUUUUGUUUAGCAUUAUAUACAUGUGUGUUUUUGAUCAAAAAAUAUUGGGAUUUUUAUGUUUAGCAGUUUAAACAUGUGCGUUAUUAUGACAUUUUACAUGUCAUAUUUUCCUAACUUCAAGCAUUCUUAUUUAUUUCUACAGUGUGUUGUAUUGUUUUUGUAAUUUUCAUAUCCUGCAAUGUACACUAGUUUUUGUGCAAAUAAUAUCAUUGUACACUCAUUUUGACUGGUAAUAGAAUGACAAUUAAAUGUAUGUAAGCCUU